Molecule: messenger RNA, 853 nt
Organism: Lottia gigantea (owl limpet)
Lineage: Eukaryota; Metazoa; Mollusca; Gastropoda; Lottiidae
Exons: 5
Coding region: 98-769 (223 amino acids)
Molecular function (GO): protein binding
Source: RefSeq, a predicted model, not a curated record
UGCAUUAGGAGCAUAUAACUUGAAAAACCCUAUUAUAGUAUUCUCAUUUCGAGGGCUCAUAGUCAGACAUCAGAUAGACUUCAAGUAGGCUAAAGUCAUGUUUAGAAUUGAAGUUAUCGGAAUUUUGACUCUAUUUUUUUGGAUAGGUUAUGUAAAAGGGGGAUACCUGUGUCAACCAGGUACUCAUUGCAUAGCAAACUGCAAGGGUGGAAACAAUCAGCCAAAAUGUCAAGAUUGUCCACGUGGAACCUUUUCUACAAAAGAAAAUACGGCAUCAUAUUGUGAAGUCUGUCGCCGGGAAGAACAUUGUCCAUUAGGAACAGUCUUCAAAAAUACUUGUACUAGUACCACCGAUAACCGCUGUGAUUGUAAAGAUGGAAGUUAUUGGCAGAGUUACGACGGCUACGAUGGACGAUGUUUCUCACAUAGUAAUUGUAAGGAGGGCGAAGUCGUAGUGAAAAAGGGCACGGCAACUGAAGAUACAAAAUGUGGCCCGAAGCCAACGGACACCUCUAGCACGGGUCGAGAUGAGAAAGACUCGACUGGUAAACACCAACCUGGCACUGAUCAAGAUGGGAAGGACUCGACUGGCACUGAUGGUGAUGUUAACCAUGUCCUGAAACCCCCGGGCAAUGGUGAUGCCAAAGGAGGAUCAGAUAGAAUUCUGACAGUGCCAAUAAUACUGAUAGUUUGUAUGUCUGGAUAUGCCGUCUACAGAAUGUUUAUAAGAUACACACCGAGAUUGAUACAUGAACAUCACAAUGAUUAGAUCUGUCUUCUGCUCUUUUCUCGUUUGAUCUGUAUUUCUAUUUCAUUAUAUCUGUGAUAAAUAUAUAAAUAAAUAAAUAAUAAC